AUGUCAGGAACAUCAAAUUUAGAGUCAUUUGAUCCAGAAGUCUGUGAAGGAUGUUCUUUCAAGACUUCGGGACCGAAAGUCCCUGAAGAGGGUAGAUCAAAAACCAUGACGCAGAGCAUUGUUCAUGAGCUCAAGCUUCAAAUGAGAAUUGGUUUACCAUUGGUGGCUAUGAACUUCUUGUGGUUCGGUAAGCUAACCACUACAUCUGUCUUUCUUGGACAUCAAGGUAAGGUUAACCUAGCCGGAGGUUCAUUAGGUUUUUCCUUUGCAAACGUUACUGGCUUUGCUGUUUUAUAUGGAAUUUCAGCAACAAUGGAACCUAUUUGUGGCCAAGCUUUUGGAGCCAAGAAUUUUAAGCUUCUCCAUAAAACCCUUUUGAUGGCAGUGCUCUUGCUUCUCUUGAUCUCUAUCCCCAUAUCUCUCUUGUGGCUCAAUGUUCACAAGAUCCUUAUUGCCUUUGGUCUGAAAGAAGAAAUCUCCUUCAUAGCCAAGAGAUAUCUCAUUUACCUCCUUCCUGAUUUGCCAGUACUCUCUUUGCUCUGUCCCCUUAAGGCUUAUCUAAGCUCACAAGGCGUUACACUCCCCAUCAUGUACACCACAGCUGCAGCCACUUCUCUACACAUCCCCAUCAACAUAUUCCUCUCUAGAGCAAAGGGAAUAGAAGGAGUUGCAAUGGCGGUUUGGAUAACCGAUCUUAUAGUCGUGAUUCUUUUAACCGGUUAUGUGCUAGUCUCUGAGGGAUUAAAAGAGAACAAAUGGAAAGAAGCCGGGAGGUUACCAAACCCGGUGGAAUCUGUAUCGGCCUUGAUCAUAGUUUUCAACUUCGAAUACUUGCUUUACGCUGUGAUGCUCUAUUUAGGCACGUGCGUGGCUACACGUGUGUCUAAUGAGCUCGGCGCAAAUAAUCCCAAAGGAGCUUAUAGAGCAGCUUACACUACGCUAGCUGUGAGUGUUGUCUCGGGAUGCAUUGGGGGUAUAGUGAUGAUAGCAUGUAGAGGUGUUUGGGUAUACGCUCACCAUGACGUAAUGAUCAUAAACAGUGUGAAGAAGUUGGUGUUGAUAAUGGCGGUCAUUGAAGUUAUAUGCUUCCCGUUAUUCGUUUGUGGAGAGAUUGUUCGUGGAACAGCGAAGCCGUCUCUUGGUAUGUAUGCGAAUCUUGGUGGGUUCUACCUUUGCCCUUGGGGAUGA
Messenger RNA from Brassica oleracea var. oleracea, 1188 nucleotides. RefSeq names its product MATE efflux family protein 9-like. Bases 1 to 1188 code for a protein of 395 amino acids. Gene Ontology annotation, molecular function: xenobiotic transmembrane transporter activity; antiporter activity. NCBI's taxonomy places the organism in Eukaryota, Viridiplantae, Streptophyta, Magnoliopsida, Brassicales, Brassicaceae. The transcript has 2 exons. Gene Ontology annotation, cellular component: membrane. The record is from RefSeq and is a predicted model, not a curated record. Gene Ontology annotation, biological process: xenobiotic detoxification by transmembrane export across the plasma membrane.